CGUUGCGAAAUUUCCACGCUUAUUUCAUCAGUCAGACACGAAGCUCGUUCAUUCCCGCAGUCGUACAUUGUUUUUAAUCUACUUGAUUCGGAUACUGGAGUCGCGAUGAAGUUGUCAUUCAUUGCUUUUCUUGGUUCCAUUCUGAUAUGUGGCCUCGCCAGUGUCUCUGGCUGGGCGGGGUUUAAAAACCUCCCACCGGAGAAAAGGGAACAGUUGAAAAGGAUCGCGAUCGCUCAAGGACUUCACGUUGACAAACAUGUCCAGGAGAUGCAAGCUGCUCCAGUGCGGGUCAGGCGCUCCGCUUGCGGUGGAGGCUCAUACGGCGGGGGCGGCACUGGCCGCGGCGGCAGCAGCGUCGGUAGGGGUGUCGGAGGAGGCAUUGGCAGUCGCGGCGGAGGUGGCGGGGGAGUAUCUGUUAUGGAAACAAUAGUUGUGACAGGACGACGUCUUCCGCCUGUUUCCUCCUCCGUUGAUUUUAGCCUGAGGGGGUUCCAGCCACCUAGGCGGUUUGGCGGAGGUGGUGGUUCAUCGGCAGCUAACCCACCAAAGCCCAAGGAGCCCCAGGAACCGCCCGAGGAUCCAGAAGCAAAGAAAAUGACGCUCCAGCAGUUCGUUUUCGCCUUGGAGCAACUGGAGAAGGCGUUCCCAAAUCUACCAGCGGACCAGAUGGCGAAUAAACUGCGGAUGUUGGUGGGACGGUACGACAGCCCACUCUGGAAGGUUAUGUUGAAUGUAAAUGUCCCCGUAGUAGGAAAGGAUGUCAGCCCAUUUGACAAGAACACCAACCCACAGUCAUUCCAGACACUCACUCAGAUGUUAGACCACAGGAUCCAAAAUGGCGCCGAAUUGGGCGUGGUGAAGAUAAAUGGAGACACAGUCGCCUUUGGUCAUGUGAUCACAGGGGCUACGGCUGGAUAUGAUCAACAAACCGUCUUCGGAAUGAACAAUCUCUUCUCUACUACCAUUUCGGGAGAUCUGGGACAGUCUGCCCUCGCCAAUUCGAAAAAUCCAGCAUCACCCAUCAUAGGCCCAGCAGGCCAAUGGCAAAACGGCAAAUACAUGUUGCCAAGUGACGGUGGGUUCGCCACACACGCAGAAGUCUUAGGCGACAUUGACGGCUUCAACAUGGGCAAGCGUAUCCAAGCAAAUCCUGCGAAACCGCUGAGUCAGCAUAUGAAAGAAUACUACGGCGGUGAAAGUUCACAACGAUUCGACAUCUUCAAGCAGCACACAACGAAAGCUGAACUGACGCAAGAAGUUUAUCGUUUUGCAAAUUUGUAUGAAUACAAGAAUGACGGAUUAUUAUCAAGUGUUUUACAGAAUGCCAGUCCUGAUUUGGCUGUGCGACGCGCCAGUGAGAUAAAUGGUAUUGCAAAUACGGCCGUCGGGGCGUUCUGUAGCAGGUAUUCUGCGCAGUUGGGCUCAUGGUGCUAGACAAUUAAGCUAAUCUGUCAUGUUUAAGGGUCGACCAUGACCACCACCAUUUUGGCUAGAACUUGAAAUCCUAAAGCCAUUAGAACUCCUUCAAAACGAAUUGGAUGUCAAUUUCAAGGGUUGGAGUCAGUUAUUUGUUUUCCUGAGAACUGACUGCAACCCUUGAAAUUAGCAUUCUCUUGGAUUUCAAGUUCUGACCACAUUCCCAAGCUUCUCUUUGUUAAUCAGCAAAUGAACCUUAGUAUCAAUGCUGCCUUUAAAAUAGCGUCAUUCAUUCUGAAAAUAACUUUCUAGUCUUUCAUUUUGUCUCCUAGAGACUGUCAGGGACACUGCCAACAUAAUUUGUGAAUCUGUGUCAGUUGUGUAAAUAAAUAUCCAUUGUUUUUAA
Lineus longissimus is the source of this 1822-nucleotide messenger RNA. RefSeq lists its product as uncharacterized. The transcript is spliced from 6 exons. NCBI's taxonomy places the organism in Eukaryota, Metazoa, Nemertea, Pilidiophora, Heteronemertea, Lineidae. Bases 106 to 1434 code for a protein of 442 amino acids. The record is from RefSeq and is a predicted model, not a curated record.